AUGGCUCAAGCAAUUGCUUACCUCAAUGAUGUCAAGCCCUACAAGACAUCCUGGAGAGUGCAAGUCCGAGUCCUUCACUCUUGGAAAACUUACACCACCGCUUUUGGAGACACCUUUGACAUGGUCUUCGCAGAUGUACAUGGAACAAAGAUACAUGCUUCUGUUAAGAAGGAUUGUAUGAAUCGUUUCGAAAAGUAUAUGGUGCCUGGUGAAUGGAAAGACAUUCAACACUUUGGAUUGGUUUAUGCAGUAGGCCAAUUUAGACCAACAAGCCACCGUUACAAAAUGAAUUUCCUGGCUCAAACCAUUGUCACAAGGAUUGAUCCACUGUCUGAUGACCACUACCUGUCUCUGACUACUUUCAAAGACGUGAAGACUACUGGUCUAAAUGCAAACAUUUUAAUCGACAUUGUUGGACAAGUUGUCAAUGUGGGUGAAAUGGAGACCAUUGAUGUCAAUAGUAAGCCGACCAAGAAGAUCUCUUUCCAACUAAGAGAUGAGCUGUAA
This is a messenger RNA of Camelina sativa (false flax), 507 nucleotides long. RefSeq lists its product as uncharacterized. NCBI's taxonomy places the organism in Eukaryota, Viridiplantae, Streptophyta, Magnoliopsida, Brassicales, Brassicaceae. The record is from RefSeq and is a predicted model, not a curated record.